AUGGUUCUUUAUAGUUGCACCAUCAAGAAGCAAAGGCCUUCACCCUCGUUUUCUGUAGCUGCCAAAUUUUUUGUGCUUGCAUUAUUUGGAACCACCAUCCAUCUGAAUGUGUACUAUGCUGGUUUAGAAUACACUUCUCCAAAAGUUGCAUGUGCCUUGACUAAUGUUAUUCCUAGCUUGACAUUUCUAAUGGCAGUUCUACUUGGGUUGGAGAAGUUGAAGAUUAGAAUUGCUAGAGGUCAAGCUAAGGUGGCUGGCACACUUUUCUGCAUUGUUGGUUCUCUUGUUUUCCCUUUCUGGAAAGGUGGAUACCUAUUUAAAGGUUUUGUAAAGAGGCCAUGGAUAAAUAUAUCUGUUGGUGAGAUGAGGCAUGUUAAGGAAAACUGGAUCAAGGGGGCUCUUCUUAUUCUGACGAGUCACAUUGCGUGGAGUGCAUGGCUAAUCCUCCAGUUCUUUGUCCAACUUCGGCUCUCUGGUCUCACAGGCUGUGGCCUCCAAAGUCUACACUGCUCGAUUAUCGCUAAAAACGAUGAUAUGCCUUUUCGCAUCAUGGCAAUCUUCUUUUCUUGCCCUGUUUUUCGCAAGAAAUCUAAUUUCAUGGAGACUGGAGUGGAACCUGCAACUUUUAACCAUCGUGUACUGUAUAUAUUUGAACCUGUCACAACUUCCGGUCUUCACCCACUCCUUGCUUUUGCAAUAGGGAGUGUAAUCUCAGCAUUAGCCUACUACCUGCAAACAUGGUGCAUGAGUUACAAGGGACCAGUCUUUGCAUCUAUGUUUAGUCCACUUCAAGUCAUUAUAGUGGCAUUGUUCUCGGCAAUUGCUUUCACAGAGCGACUUCACUUUGGCAGCUUGAUCGGAGCGUUUCUCUGGUUGAGGAACAAGAUUCAGGCAUUUCUGUUUUACCUCAGUAUUGGUUUGUACCAGCACAUUGGCAUGGGGUGUAAACCUUCUAGGUCAUCAUCUGGUCAUUAUUAA
Molecule: messenger RNA, 978 nt
Organism: Prunus armeniaca (apricot)
Lineage: Eukaryota; Viridiplantae; Streptophyta; Magnoliopsida; Rosales; Rosaceae
Source: the annotation of a GenBank genome assembly